This is a messenger RNA of Toxoplasma gondii ME49, 659 nucleotides long. RefSeq lists its product as hypothetical. The transcript has 3 exons. NCBI's taxonomy places the organism in Eukaryota, Apicomplexa, Conoidasida, Eucoccidiorida, Sarcocystidae. The record is from RefSeq and is a predicted model, not a curated record. Bases 1 to 258 code for a protein of 85 amino acids.
AUGGCGGAGCUUCUUCGAAUUCCCAAACCUCCUCAAGGAGUGUCGGCCGGAGGCGUGGAUGACCUGUUUGACUUGAAGGGACAACCGGAGAGGCAAAAGCGCGCUGGAGAGAGUUCGCAGACAAGAAACGCAACGACUCCCAUCGCUCCGUGCGCCGAACGAGGAAAACCGCUUGCCAUGCCCCUUCGCCUUAGGUGUAUGUACACCUGGAGGAGAACGUGGCCGCGGGAAUCAAGUUUGAGUCGACGCCUCUGUUGAGGUCUGCAGUGUCGCUUUCUGUCGCUGCUUCCUUCCGUCUUUCCUUGUCUGAUCGUCUUUCUGGGAAGCACAACUCGGAAAAGGGAGCAACUGAAAACGCAGGGGACUACGAGAACGUCGAUCACACCGCUGGGGGGGGCGACGGAUAAACACCAGCUUGUGUACGCGUGGAAAUUUUUCCGGAAUACGUGAGAAGCGACUAGCUCGACACGAAUCAAAAGUCAGAGCCACCCGAGUUGCCGAAUAUCUUCAAUUUGCUCAUCCAGAGCCGUGUGGUCAACUGGAACUUGUGCGACCCCCCUCUCUCCCUACGUUAUUCCAGUUCAGCGCUUUUUUCUUCCACUUCUCGCCUUCUUCGUCUACUCGUCCCCUGUGUGUUCUCCGAAAAGGGACUGGCACAG